AUGUCGGCGCGUGACCGCGAGACGGCCGAGGCACUGGUGCGCCUCGCCGCCUCGCUGGACGGGGCGGUGCUCGGCCUCGGUACGGCGGCCGUCGCCGUCGCGUCGUGGGUCAAGUACCUCGCCGUCUCGGGGCAGCUGCGCCUCGUCGCCUCCGCGGCGACGGCCUCCAUCGCCGACACCCGCUCCCUCCUCCCGGACGACGGCGACGAGUCGCGGAUCGCCGCGGUGCGGGGCCACGUGCGGACCCAGGGCUCGUUCCUCCGGGCCCCGUUCUCAGGCGAGGCGGGCGUCGUUGUGAAGCACACCCAGAUGUGUUUGUUCACAGAAUGGAGAGGCAUCUUUGGAUGGACCUUUGAUCUGCAUGCUCUUCUUUUCAGAUCAUGGAAAGAGCAAAUUGUGACAUCUUUUAGAUCGGUUCCGUUUGUUCUGGUUAGUACUGAGUUAGGAAAUCCUGCGGGAGUGGUGCAUAUAAAUGUGGAUAAGGCGGAUCAACCGUUGCCUCUUACUACAGUGUUUCAUAAACUUAUCCCACUUGAGACGACUCCUUACACAUUGUUCCAAACUAUUAUUGGCAAUGGCUAUCCGAUUGCAUUGUUGGAUGAAGAAAAAAUACUACCGAUCGGUAAGAAAAUUACAGCAAUAGGACUAUGUCAUGUGAAGGAUGCAGAAAGUGUUGAGAUCACAUCGUGCCCAGAGAUCCCCUUUUUCUUAUCUGAGCUAACCAAGGAUGAGAUGCAAGCUCAGCUGGCUUCGCGUGCUAGGAUACUCUUUUGGGGUAGUAUUGUUUUGGGAACCUUGUCGGUUUGCUUAGUGGGCCAUGCCAUUUACAGGGGCUGGAAGAGAAUCAAACUGCGGAGAGAGGCUAGGCAGGCACAGCAGAUGUUUGAGGAGGCUCAAGACGCUAUUCAGGAAGAUAACUCUAGUGAUGACGAUGAAGUAGGAGACGGGCAACUAUGUGUUGUGUGCUUAAGGAAGAGAAGGAAAGCAGCUUUUAUUCCAUGUGGGCAUCUUGUCUGCUGUUGCAAAUGCGCACUAAGAAUGGAGCGUGAGGCUGAACCGUUGUGCCCUAUGUGUCGUCAGGACAUCAGACACAUGAUAAGAAUUUAUGACUCUUGA
Miscanthus lutarioriparius is the source of this 1116-nucleotide messenger RNA. NCBI's taxonomy places the organism in Eukaryota, Viridiplantae, Streptophyta, Magnoliopsida, Poales, Poaceae. The record is from the annotation of a GenBank genome assembly.